AUGCUGGCAACACCAUCCCGCCUCGCUCGCCGGAACGGCUUCUCUGCUGAGGUCGCGGCGAUGCGUCAAGGUCCGGCUUUGAACCUGCCUCUCGCGAGGAUCGGGCCGCGCGGGUACUCUAUUGGCGCCGCUUUGGGACUCUCCAUCAUCUCGGCAGGCCCUUUGAGAUCUGUGCUCUCGACUCGCACUGCGACACCUGCGAGAGGCCUGGCCAGUUCUUCCUCGCCGUCAGUCGGAGCGGACGGCACAGUCACACUGCCCUCUGCCCUGAUCGAGCAAACGUCCUCCUAUCCUCUGGUGCCUCUAGAUCUCAAGCUCGAACCCGACGAGCGGCUGGGCUUCUUGUACUUUGAUACCAUGUUCCCAAUCGAACUCAACGUCACGGACCCACGGCGAUAUUUGGUCAGCGUCCAAGGAGAGGCGCUACUACAAAGACUGCAGAACAGUCUGCCUGCUUCUGAGGAAGUGGGCUACGCCUUCAGCAUUGUCGGCGUCGAGUCUAGGUGAGCUGGGAGGAUGUAUCGAGAGCUUGUACUCAAGAUUUUGCUGGAUUAUAGAUUGACACUCCUUUCCCGCCUGGACCGGUCUAUGAAGAGCAAAAGAUGGAGGAGCUUUUCUCAGCUUCAAGUACAAGGCGUCUGGCGAAGAUGAGGCAAAAGUGCUGAACAUCAUAGAGACGCGACUCAAGCAGGGAGUCAAGUCAGUGUACGCUCCCAGCAUGCUACUCGUGGCUUCUUGGGCGCGGCCACCUUCCGUCCAUGUGGUACGAGGUCAGCCUUGGAGGGAGGAUCUCGCUCGAUUUCCGGCGCGUCAGAUCCGCAUCGAGUUUGAAGGCGGGCCGGCCCCCGACGAGCAGACACUCUGGGAGACGUUGAGACCCUACGGAAGGCUGCUCAGCCUCAAAGUCGACAAGAAAGAGGGAUCCGCCAUUGCUGGCUUCUCGACCAUGAGAGGAGCAACGAGCGCUAGGAAUUGCGCACAUGGAGCAACUUUGAGCAGCGGGGCGAAGCUGAUCAUCAAUUAUCAGCCCGCAUUCCGCGCUCACAAGGCGUGGGAAUGGAUUUCUAGUCAUCCGCGUAUCGUGCUACCUUUCCUCGCGCUUACACUUGGCACGAUCACGUACUCCGUCUUCAACCCUGUCAGGGAAUUUUUCGUUGAGCGGGAACUGGACGGGUCGUUCCGAUUGGAAGACUAUCGGCUAUACACGUGGUUGAAGACCAAUACUCUCGAGCUAUUCAAUCGCUGCGAAGGUGCGGAAGGUGGUAACGCGUGGUGGGAACGUGGCAAGUCGGUCGAAGAGAUCAGAGGCUGGCUGCGAGAGACUCCUUCGACAUUUAUCACUAUCGCAGGUCCUCGAGGGUCGGGCAAGCAUCAAUUGCUGGACGGUGUGCUUACGAAGGAGGUAUCGCACUUGCGGAUCAACUGCGAAGCUAUUGCCAGGGCGGCAAAGACGGACUCGGCCCUGAUAGGGGCUCUAGCAAACGAGCUGGGCUAUUGGCCAGUCUUCAGCUGGAUCAGCUCCGUAAACAACCUGAUCGAUAUCGGAGCACAGGGUCUCAUAGGCAGCAAGGAACCCAUCUUUGCCACGCCUGUGGAUGCACAGCUGAGGCAGGUCUUGGAGACGGCUACAGCAGCUUUGAUGCACACCAACUCGAACAAACAAAAAGCUAAAGCAAAGGAAGAGAAACGUCGAUUGGCCAAGAAAGUGUCACCGGACGAGCAGAGCAAAGUGCAGCAGACCGCAUCCUCGGACGGCGAGUUUGAUGCUCCUGUAGUGAGUGGCUGCCGAAUGUCUCCGCAGAUAGACACCACUGCUGACUGUCCGAGCUCUGCAUCGCUAGAUCGUUCUUGACGGCUUCUGCCACAAGGGACUCAAGAACGAGAUGGUGUGGGAUGUGCUUGCUGCUUGGAGCGCGGAGUUGACGCAGGUACGUCACGUCAAUCCUUCGGUGCUCGAAAGACUUCUUUUGCGCUCGAUCAUUGACUCGUGCAUGCCUUGCGUCCCAGUCCCACAUUGCUCACGUCAUCUUCGUCAGCGACAACCCCGUCGCGCAAGGCAAGACAUUGGGGCGCGCCUUGCCGAAUGUCCCAUUCCAAUCUGUGGUUUUGGCGGAUGCAGACCAAGAAAGAGCGCAAGAGUACGUUCGCAAGAAGCUCGAAGCUCUGCAGCUUGCCACUCCUAGUCCUGCUCCGGACACACCGGGCUAUUCGCCCGCUGUCAGAGGCGCGGAGCUAGAUCAGGCGACCGUGCGGUCCAUCGAUGUGUUGGGCGGACGGAUGCAGGAUCUCGAAGCUCUUACCGAAAAGCUUGGACUUGGUCAGAAUGUUCCGGACGCAGGUGAGCACGCGCUGAGAAAUAUAGACGUCUGUUCCCAACGCUGAUUCAGGCACACUCCAUGAUCGCAAUAGUCGAGGACAUUGUCACGCGAACAGUUGUUGAGCUUCGGAAGAACGCGUUUGGGGAUGACUUGGAAGAUGCCAAGUCUUUGCCCUGGAAGCGAGGUCAAGCAUGGACCAUCGUUGAGCAGCUCUCUAAGGGAGACGAGGUGAGUCGAUUACAUCGGCAUCUUGGUAUCGCCAUGACUCUUUCGCUCACCAGCUCCUCGAUGCUCCAGCUUGCAUAUUACGGUCUCUUGCAUGACGCUUUCAAGGGCGACGAGGCUGCUGUCAAGGCUCUGGAGCAAGCUGAGAUCAUCUCUGUCAAGCAUGCGGACGGUAGACCAUCAAGUAUUCGAGCAGGCAGGCCGGUGUUGCGAGAGGCUAUGCGUAGGCUCGUCUCAGAGGAAGUCUUUGCGAACACCCAGCGAUUGCUCAGCGCCAACGAAGGCAUUGAAAGGUGAGUGCCUGUAGCUGCGGAGCUCGCUUGAGCUUACGCUGCCAGCCAUCUCACGCCUAUUUUUGCUUUGCAACAAACAGCACUGAGAAGCUAGUUCGCGACGUCGAGAAGGAGUUGACCGAACUGUCGGCGCUAGGCAGCGCCGGAAGUGGCGCGACGAGGAGGAGGAUGGAGUACUUGCUGACGAAGCUGAACGUGCACCAAACAAAGAUUGACACGCUCGACGCUUUGGCAGAAAGUCUCAAAAAGCAACUGAAUCAGACCACGGGCUGA
Molecule: messenger RNA, 3109 nt
Organism: Ceraceosorus bombacis
Lineage: Eukaryota; Fungi; Basidiomycota; Exobasidiomycetes; Ceraceosorales; Ceraceosoraceae
Source: the annotation of a GenBank genome assembly